Lottia gigantea (owl limpet) is the source of this 867-nucleotide messenger RNA. RefSeq lists its product as hypothetical. The coding region runs from base 1 to 867 and encodes 288 amino acids. NCBI's taxonomy places the organism in Eukaryota, Metazoa, Mollusca, Gastropoda, Lottiidae. The record is from RefSeq and is a predicted model, not a curated record. The transcript is spliced from 8 exons. Gene Ontology annotation, molecular function: guanyl-nucleotide exchange factor activity.
AUGACAGACGACGUUGAAGAGAGACGGAAAUCGUCUUUCAAGCGUCGGUUUUCCCUGGAUAUUAUGAGAACAGCACCAAAGUUGUUCUUUAGGCGAACCUCAAACAUCGACUCUCAGGUGAUGACGUUAAAAGUAUCGGAUUUUGGAGACGAUUCGUUACAAAGAUCGCCGGUAUCCAGCCCACUUCCUGUUUCAGCCAAAAAAGAAAAGGUGUUUGGAGUAUUGCUUUUGGAAAAUAAUACCUAUAAAGUGCUGAAUGGAGAAGAUGAACGCCAUUUAAACCAGUUAUUGAUACAAGCUCAUGAAGACUAUACAGUGGUCAGCUAUAGAUUGAUCAUACAAAAUAUUAGAUAUACUUUUAGAAUAGAACCUAUUAGAAAGAGACAAGGCAGCUUAUCACCCAGACUUGAUGUCACUUUUAGUUUUGCAGAAGAUAGAAGAAUAGAUAUAUUAUUAGAAUGGUUAAAUUCAGAAACAGAUAGUUGUCAGUUCUUACACAACCUGGUUGAGUCUUAUGUUAAGCCACUAAGACAAUUACCUUCACUAACUGAUGAAGACCAUGAAGUGAUAUUUAAAGAUGUUGAACAGUUAUUAAAAGCAACCUUAGAUCUAGUACAAAAGAUGCAAUGUUUAUGUAGUAAUUGGAAUGAUUCAGAUAAUAGUGUUGGUUGUUUAUUUUCUGAAGUUAUAGAUAGUUAUAAUACUUAUGUUACCAAUUAUCCUAAAUAUAUUAGGAGAUUGGAGGCAAAGAUGAAGUUUGAUCAAUCUUUUAGUCAAUUUUGUCAAGGACAAGAAUCUCGAGGAAAAUUACCUUUAGAGACUUUAUUAUAUUUACCGAUGUUAGGUUCAAUGACAUGCAAAAAUUGA